AUGGUUGAAGAAGAUGGUGGAGCAAACAAUACAUUCCCAGAUUGUCUGCCUCAAAUGGACUUGGAUGGAAUCCAAGAGGGAGGCCAAAGAAAAAUCCAGGACCACAAUCAACCCAAUAGGAAGUUGUUGAAGCUGGGAGUCAGAAUGUUGCUGCAACUACUCAGAGGAGAAAGAAACUACCUUUGUCUUCUGAAAGAAGGGUGCAUCUCAUUCCUAGAAAGGAUGCAAGUGGGUCAAGAAGCAAAGCAAGUGGAUCAGGAAGCCAAGGUGGAUCUGAAAGUUAUAAAAGCAUUCAACAAAAAUUAA
Striga asiatica is the source of this 306-nucleotide messenger RNA. The record is from the annotation of a GenBank genome assembly. Lineage: Eukaryota; Viridiplantae; Streptophyta; Magnoliopsida; Lamiales; Orobanchaceae.